Paramisgurnus dabryanus is the source of this 4808-nucleotide messenger RNA. Lineage: Eukaryota; Metazoa; Chordata; Actinopteri; Cypriniformes; Cobitidae. The record is from RefSeq and is a predicted model, not a curated record.
GAGAGAGCGAGAGCGAGAGAGAGAGAGACGCGUGUUGUGGCUGUGCGGUGAAGUGUCAGCGUAUUCCAUCACAAUACAGGCAAACCGAGAACAGGUCGUUUCUAUACGGAAAAACGAGUGAAACUAAACUAUUUAUAUGAAGACUAACAGCAGAUCCGCGGUGAAGGUUAACUGACACUGUGCUUUUAAAUCACUGCGCAGCGCUGACUGACCGUACGAGGCGGACACACAUCUGAAACAUUUACGUUACAUCAAACUUCACACCCGAUCAACGCGCAGAUUGCGCCCUUUAUAGACAGCAUGGAGUAGAAAGACGUCGAGACAGAAAUUGAUGUUUUCUGCUGAGAAACGCUAGAGCGAGAGAAACUCAUCCGUGUAAAAUCGGCAUCAAGCUCGUGGUGGAUUGAGAGGAGCUGAAGAUGUCUGUACCGGUGUUCUGUAAAAUGUUUGACUGCCUGCAGGGAGCAUCAGCUGAGAUAGCAUCUAGACGGCUGAAAUCCUCAUCAAAACCUUCCAAUCUUCUGGAGCAUCACCUGCUCUUUCCAGAGCCACUGAAUGUGUUGGCGAAGGCCCUAUAUGACAAUGUGGCAGAGUCUCCAGACGAGCUGUCCUUUCGUAAGGGGGACAUCAUGACCGUUCUGGAGCGGGACACGCAGGGAUUGGACGGCUGGUGGCUUUGUUCACUGCACGGGCGUCAAGGAAUCGUCCCUGGCAACCGUCUGAAAAUCCUUGUGGGCAUGUACGAUAAACAGCAGAUGUCUGCCCAAUCCAGUCCAACCCAGAGUCAGCUUAACCUGCCUCAGAGUGCCUACAGCAAGCCUUCCCCUGCCUCCCAGUACACGGCAAUGCACCCUGCUUUCUCCUCCCCCAGCUCUGCUAACUCAUCCAUCCCUGACAACGUCUAUAUGCUCCCGCCCAGCCAUGGCCUGCCUCCAUCUUCAAGCCUCUACCAGGUGCCCACUGGCCCCCAGCCUCCCCCGCCUCAGCCCAAAGCCCCUGCUUUGGCACAAAAGCAAAGCCACGCACAUUACGCCCCCACUUCACAGGAUGUCUACCAAGUGCCACCCUCCAUUAAUGCUCCAGGCCAGGACAUCUACCAGGUGCCACCCACAGUAGGAGGUCCGAGUUCCGGACAAGAUGUGUACCAGGUGCCGCCUUCUGUGAACCAGACGCAAGACAUUUACCAAAUUCCCCCAUCGAUAGAGAGGGGCUGGGACUCUCCUAAACCCUUGGGGAAGGUGGUUGUUCCUACACGGGUUGGCCAGAUGUAUGUGUACGAUACAGGGAAAAAUGAACAGGAUGAGUAUGACGUCCCCAGACACCUUCCACCCAACCAAGACAUCUAUGACGUGCCACCCACCCGCACCCAGUACAACCAACAGGUGUAUGAUACUCCCCCUAUGGCUAUGAAAGGCCCGCCCAGCCGAGAUGGACAGGAGAUCUAUGACACGCCACCAAGUUUGGACAAGAGUCAGCUGCUGUACCAACAAACGGUGUAUGACAUUCCCCCAUCUGUCAGUAAAGAUGUUCCAGAUGGUCCAAUCAGAGAGGAGACUUAUGAUGUUCCUCCGCACUUUGCUAAGAUGAAGAGCCUUGAGAAUCAGAACCAGCCCUAUAUGUCCCAGAUCCCCGGAGGUCUGGAGCCUUCCAUACCGGAAGACGUUUAUGAUGUACCUCCGCCUCAGCUAACAGGAAAGCGUCAGCCUGAAGGCCAGGAGAUUUAUGACAUUCCGGCCAGCUUGCGUAAGGGCGGCCCACAGGAGCACCACUCUGCGGAUGUGUACGAUUUCCCUCGUGAACGCUCGGCGGGAGAAGAUUCGAAUGACUACGUGUACGACGUGCCUCCACAGGUGGUGCGUGAUGCCGCAGCCACCGAGGAGCUUACGGUCAGCUUUAAACGACUGUCUGCGUCCAGCACAGGAAGCACUCGCAGUAACCUUUCCACAUCUUCUCUGGACAUGGUGCCGGUACGGGACUCUACUGGGUCCGGCCGCCUGCUGCUUCUGGAUCUGGACCAGGCUAUGGAGCGGUUGUCUCGUCUGCAGCAGGCUGUGGAGAGCUCUGUGUCCAUUCUCAUGUCUUUCAUCAGUGGGAACUGGCGUAGCCACACUCAGAUGGAGUCCAACCUGCCUGCCAUCAAACAGGCUGUUGACCGCAUUCGCAUGGCCGUCAGAGACCUCCUGGAGUUUUCAAGGGGCGCGGUGGCCAACGCCACCCAGGCCACCGACCGCACGUUGCAGACCAAGCUUGGCAAGCAGUUGCAGAAGAUGGAGGAGGCCUUUCAAGGUCUGGUGAAGCACAAUCAGGCACUGGACGCCAUAGGUUGGUCCCCGGCAGCUCUGAUGGCAGCCCCUGCAGGCACCGGUGGAGAUGACCUGGACCGGUUGGUAAUGUGUGCCCGUGGCUUACCUGAUGACACCAAGCAGUUGGCAUCAUUUCUCCAUGGCAACGCCUCUUUGCUCUUUAAACGGACAACUAAACAGCAGCAACUGCCUCUACCACCCGUACCGCACACUGGUGACACGCUGGGUCAGCUGACUAACAACAACAACAUCUCAGCCUAUCAGUCGGGCAUACCCGAACGGGCUAACAUCCAGUGUCGUCCGCUCCCCUCCCCUCCGAAAUUCACAGCUGAGGAAGAAACUCCAGACAGGCCGUAUGAGACGACAGAGGAGGGUUGGAUGGAGGACUAUGACUAUGUGCAUUUACAGGGUAAAGAAGAGUUUGAAAAGAACCAGAGACAACUCUUGGAGAAAGGGAGCAUCAAACAAAAAACCCUGCUGGAACAGCAACAGCUGAAGCAGUUUGAAAGACUAGAGCAGGAGGUCUCCCGGCCAAUCAACAAUGACAUUUCAGCCUGGACUCCGCCCACUCACUACCCACAGACACCACGCAGUAAGCUGUGCAUGGGUGACCGGCAGCUGCUUCUCUUCUACAUGGAGCAGAGCGAGGCCAACAUCACCACACUCACCAACGCUAUUGACGCUUUCUACUCUUCCGUCAACAACAACCAGCCUCCCAAAAUCUUUGUCGCCCACAGCAAGUUCGUCAUUCUCAGCGCUCACAAGCUGGUUUUCAUCGGGGAUACGCUCUCUAGGCAAGCCAAGUCUCCCGAGGUGCGCACCAGGGUGGCCCAGCACAGCAACACGCUCUGCGAAAAGCUCAAAGACAUUGUGGUUAGCACCAAAACAGCAGCCUUGCAGUAUCCCUCACCGGGCGCUGCGAGAGACAUGACAGAGAGGGUGCGGGAGCUUGGAGGCUGCACCCAACAGUUUCGCAUGGCACUCAAUCAGCUACUGGCCAUGUGAACGGGCCAUGGGACAGUACAAGCACAGAGCCAGUUAAAACUCUUUGGACAAACAUAUCCUGUUUCAAUAAGGACAAAAAUUGUUAAUGGGCAGAGCCAUUGGUUGUAAAUGAAUCAUUGUAAAUAUUUAAGUUGCUGUAUGUCGGGGAUACUGUAAUGGGCAAACACAGAUGGUGGAGGAAUGUUUGUGUUUUUUUGUUUUUGUUUUGAUCAGGGGAGGAGAAAGAAAAAGGAAAAUAUCUAAAAAGUAGUUUUAAGACAUUAUGCAUUAUUAUAGCUAUACUGUAAUUAUUGCUUUGAUUGUUAUAAUUGUCAUCCCUAUUAUUAUGAGAUGUUGACUAAAGGUGUUUAAAAUUUUAAACGUGUAUGUCAAAGUACAACCAUUUUUCAACAAGCAUCAGCAUUGAAGGCUUUUUUAAUGAGUUGUUCCUGUUGGAAGCUGAAGUUUAUCCUCUUGCUGUUGCUGGUUAUAAGGCAUGCUGGGAGUAAGCUGACUGGCAGACAUAAUAGAAAUUCAUAUUUACUAUGAGACUGUCAUUGUGGCAAGAGACCGACCUCUCUUUAUUAAGGCUUCAUUAAUGCUUGGGUUAAGAUGAGUUUUUUUUUACCAGAAUUUGCAAAUGUAAAGUUAUUUAAAGUUGUGGAGAAGAAAUAAUCCAAAUGAAUUUGAAAAAUCUGUAACAUUUGUUUAAGAAAACUUUAUUUUGUUAUGAAGUCUGCUUUAAACCUCAGUGAAUGAAUUAAUACAGUUCCUCCCAUUUUCACUUUGGCAUGCCCUACGAUAAUUUGAAAACAUUUCUUAUGGCAUUGUUUUAUAACUGAUUAUGUUCUAGAAAAGAGGAAACAUUCAGUCAUGGGCGGUCCUUCAUCAUAAAGCUGAUGGCGUCACUACCUGCUGGACAGGUGCAUUGUGGCAACAGGGUCCUUGAUUUCAUGUAUAUCCUGGAAAUUUAUUGUACAGUUUUUGGUCAGGUCUUCAAAAAAAAAAAACUUUUCCCCUCCUUUUGAAACUUACCUUUCACAUUCAUAUAGACUGAGGCUUUCAGUGGUCAUAUUUAAAAUAAACCUGAAAACCAUUUUGUCUGAGAAACUCUUCCUCUGAUGCACUACAUUGACCCAGUGCCUAUGUGGUAUAGUCACUUAUCUGUUUAAAGAGCUGUUGUGAACCGAGUGCCCACUAUAAGCCUGAAUCGCCUGCCUCACAUUUGUCUUUUAGCUCCCUGUUGGUUGUAUUUUAAAAUUAAGAAUAUGUGAGACAAAGUAGUUUAAUGAUACUUAUUAAACUUUUUAAGUAUUACAACAUGUUGUUGUGCAUUUAGUCAAAAUCCUUAUCCAGUUGAAAAAAGAAAAAGCAUUUAUGCCAAACGGUGACCUGAUAUAUGUUGUACUGUUAUUCUGUUCUCAAAUCUGUGUUCAAGAAUUUGAAUGAUAUUGAUAUGUUACUGUAAAUUGCAUAACUGGAAAUAUAUGUUUAAUAUAUUUUCAUUAAAAAAAAAAUUAA